This is a messenger RNA of Zasmidium cellare ATCC 36951, 3222 nucleotides long. RefSeq lists its product as uncharacterized. NCBI's taxonomy places the organism in Eukaryota, Fungi, Ascomycota, Dothideomycetes, Mycosphaerellales, Mycosphaerellaceae. The transcript has a single exon. The record is from RefSeq and is a predicted model, not a curated record. The coding region runs from base 1 to 3222 and encodes 1073 amino acids.
AUGGCAACCUCACACGAUGUCAAUAUUCGUUGGAUCGAGCAGCUCGUCGCGACCCCUGAGCACGAGCGGUUCAGCAAUGACGACGCCUUUCAUCCGCUGACGCACCAACCCUCUCCAACAGAUCACGUCCUCCGCGGUUCGAGAUCCUUCGCAGCACGCUCCUUCCGCUCGCGCCCGUCCACCACCAGUCUCCGAGUACCCUCCAACAGGUCAAACAACGAAAACCUUUCUGCCACCGCCUUUGAAGAUUCACGCCCUUCCCUCACCGUCAAUCCACCGCCAGUUGGUCGAGUUUUGGGCGAGAUACCACCAAAUGGACAGCUCCUUCGUCAGGGACCUUUCAAGACCGGUCGUUCACCAACACCAUCCCUCAAGAAGAAGAAGGCCGAAGCCAUUGUCAAAGCCCAUGGCUCACCAACACACGUCCGCGUUACAGCUGGCGGACGGAUAGUUCCGUCGGAUCAAUCACCGCUUUGUCACCCACGCUACGGCUACAGCGCUGUCAAGACCAAUGGCGGCCUCAUCAAGUUUGCACCAAACUAUCCUGCCAAACCGCAGUGGACGCACGCCACGGAGAACGGUUUCGUCGCCCAGGACCAGCAAGGCAACCUCUGCCAGAUCGUCAACGGCACCAUCUUGCCUUUGACCGAAGUCGAUGGCGCCCUUCGCCUGCAUAUGCCCGCGCCCAACCUCAAUGUCACUCAACGCGGCUCCUCCCUUGGCCCUAUUGGUGCUCCCUUCGCCCAGAAUGGCACCCAGCCGAUUGCGCCUUCGAAUCUGAACCCCGCCACGGCCCCAGAGCCAUCUGCCGAGUCUCAGAUCACUGCGUUGGAGUUGGAGUACACCAAGCUGGCGCAUGAGCUGAAAGAUGUUGACAAGACGGAGGUCAUUCACGGCCGCACGAUGGGCAGAGUCGCCAAAGAUGCUCUCAUUGCCAAGCGCCGCGAGCUGGUCAUGAACAUGGACAAGGUUCGUAAGGCCAUCAAAGGCCUCAAGAGUCAACCACCGCCAAAUGCCCCGACUUCACCUCGCGCCAUGCUCAAUCGACAGUCGGUGUCUCCACCUCGCAACCGUCUGCCACCGUUCUUGCAGAAGCAGCAACCCGACAACAAUGCUGUGCAAGCGCCUUUCGGCGGCUUUGGCACCGGACCACCUGCAGUCUUUGGCGGUCAAUAUGUAAACCAACCACCUCCAUCUCCGGAAGAGACGUACGCCGCUCACCCAUGGGCCAUGCCACCAGCAGGCAUGUUUGUACCUCCAGCUCCAUUUGACGGAGGAAUGGCACCACCAUUUGCGCUCUUCCCACAGUCUGCGCAGCUUGGUGCUGUUGGCGACCAGCUUCCACCUCGCGUUGACGAAGGCAUUCCGCAGAAUGAUGGUGCGCGCUCCAUGGCCGAUAUCCAAAUCGGAUCACCACACCAAUCUCAUGCUGUCGCAAUCAGAGCCCCAGCGACGAAGCCCGCCAACAAUCUCAAGUCUAGCUUGAACCCCAUGAGCCCAGCAUACAAGCCUGGUGUGCCCUCCGUCAGAGAUAGGGUGCCAACGCCACUGUCCCCACUUCGCCAGCUUCAGCCUCUUGUUCAGAGUCAAAAGGCAUCCACUUCAACCAACGAGACCAUCAGCCCAGCGAAGAAGAGCACGCAUAUGCAGAGCUCGAGCGUUUCUUCCUUCGAGACUGCCGACUUCUUCCCUCGCAACACCCGCGAGUUCUCUUUGCGGCCGGAUCCAUCUGAUGGGAAGGAGAACAACGACCCCGAGCUGCCAGCCACAGGACCCAACGUGUCGCCUGCUACUCCUCACAGUCAGCAGCAGAGCAACUACAGGGCCCCGGCACCACCGCCUGGCACCCCAGUCUACCAAAACAAGGCCAUCAUCAAGGAGCCGACGCUUCAGUCAAACUUGCAAGGCCCUCGCAUUGAGAUUCCGAACCGCAGCACUCACAACGUGUCACCCAAGAGCAAGCGCGAGUGGCUCUUCAUCCAAGAGCACCCAGAUGCAGUGGCUCAGCUCCCUUCGUCCUCGCCGGAGAAGACGGUUGCUCACGCGGACGAGACUGCUACAGGUGCUGGUGCUCGUACAUCCAAUGUCUCCCGUGAGUGGUCUGAAGGCUUCGAAGCAGCCAUGCAACGUCGCCCCAUCGGCAACCGUGGAGGAGACUCUUUGCAAGGUUACGUCGCUGGUCUUCUAAGGUUGAGCUCAAUGGAACCUUCGGCCGGCGAGAAGAAUACCACAGGCCCCUCGACUGGCAGUCCGCUCUCGCGUCGUCCAUCCCCAGCCGUGACCAAUCAGGCGCAGAUGAUCGAGAUCGAGAAGGUGGCCCCAUCUCCACGCCCACCAUUUGAGACUGCUUCUCAGAGCAUGGACACCUUGAAGCAAGCUGUCUUCGCUCCGCACAACGAGAACGCCGUCUUGACGCCAGCCAUAGAUGGACCACAUGUCAAUGAAGGCUCUUACAACCUUGGCGCAUGGGCGAAGAAGAUGGAGGCUUUCCCAUUCCCAGAGCGCAGCAGCACUGCCGUCAACCAGAAUGAUAUCAACAACAGCGCCAAAGCCCAUCCAGGUACCGCACGCAGUGUCGUCGACUCUGGACAUGCUUCCGAGACUACAUCGAACGUCAGCAUCCCCUCUGGCAAGGUUCCUAUCACGGCCAAUCGCAUCAGCAGCAUGACGAGCAUUGACUCCAGCAUGUGGCCGAAGAGCCGCAUCAUGACUCCAUCGGAGUGGAAGACCGGAACCAUUGGCAUAGCGGCUGGCGUGGCUACCGGCUACUUUGCCAAUGCUCAAUUUGAUGGUACGAACGAUGUCCAGCGUUUCCUUCGCAUGCCAGGUCAGUACACUGACGCUGUCUCCAUUACAGGCGCGAACCAGUCUCAGCGUGUCACCUCCAUCACCAGCAACAACCCAGGUCGCUUCCGGGAGGGCUCGCUCGAUGGUCUCAGCAAUCCGCCAGCCUCGCCGUCGCAGGCCAUAUCACCAGUCAUCACUCCUCGCGACACUCCGGUGAAGGAGUCACCUUCCAAGCGCAAGGAGAGCACUCCAGUCAAGAACCCAUCGCCAGCGAAAGCCAAGUUCGAGCACAUGGCCGAGAAGGUCGGCAUCAAGGUUGCAUCCACUGGUAAAUCGAGCAACACCACCAACCCCGAGCCCGUCAGCCCCACCGGCAAGACUGGUCGCCGCUGGCGCGAUGUGUGGAAGCGAGGAGGCCGCGACACCGAGGAGUAA